This is a messenger RNA of Exserohilum turcica Et28A, 402 nucleotides long. RefSeq lists its product as uncharacterized. The transcript has a single exon. NCBI's taxonomy places the organism in Eukaryota, Fungi, Ascomycota, Dothideomycetes, Pleosporales, Pleosporaceae. The coding region runs from base 1 to 402 and encodes 133 amino acids. The record is from RefSeq and is a predicted model, not a curated record.
AUGUCGCAGCAUCUCACGCAAAUAACCAGUCUCGCCGAAUACGUGGCCUGCAUCAAGGUCACGGCAGGCAAAACCAUACUGCUGGCCUUCUGGCCGGGCGAUUCGACGUCGACACAAGUCAUCAAGGCGCUGCACAAGCUGCUCCCGCGCGAGAGCUAUGCGCAGCACGAGGUCGUCGACGCCUACUGCUUCGACAUGUACUCGCUCCCGGAGCUGGGCACCGAGCUCGAGGUGACGUUUGUGCCCAUGCUGAUGUUUUUCAACGACGGCGUCAUGGACCCGAUUGUGUGGCACGAGGGCGUGGCGAUGGAAGGCGAGAGCGUCGAGAAGGGCGUCAAGAGGGUUGUGGAUAGGGUCAAGGGCGCGGAGAUUGCGGGCGAGGGUAGUGAUGAUGAUUGGUAG